Molecule: messenger RNA, 3510 nt
Organism: Saccharomyces kudriavzevii IFO 1802
Lineage: Eukaryota; Fungi; Ascomycota; Saccharomycetes; Saccharomycetales; Saccharomycetaceae
Gene: MSB2
Product: Msb2p
Exons: 1
Coding region: 1-3510 (1169 amino acids)
Biological process (GO): fungal-type cell wall organization; osmosensory signaling pathway via Sho1 osmosensor; hyperosmotic response
Cellular component (GO): plasma membrane; site of polarized growth; cell surface
Molecular function (GO): osmosensor activity
Source: RefSeq, a predicted model, not a curated record
AUGCAGCCUCCGCUCGUUUAUCUGCUUUCGACCCUUUUGAUGAGUAUGUCGUCGGUUGACGCCAGCCCCUUUGACUUCGUAUUCGGCAACGGGACAUAUCAAAGUCAAAGCCAAAGCCAAAAUCAAGCCUCCCUUACCGAUGUAGUUCCCCAGGAUAGCUCCGCUACUACUUCGGCUACAGAAUAUUCCCAAAUCACCCACUCGCACCAUUCUGCCACAUUAGUUACUGCCACCAUAUCUUCCUUCCCAUCCGCAUGGUAUAGUUCAGAUGUCACUUCCCAGUUUUCGACUUCUGAACAGGCAAACUCCGGCGCAUCAUAUACCGACCAACAAUCCGAUUACAACAAUUACAAACACACUUGGACCUCGUCUACAAACGUUCAGCCAUCUUCCAGUCCAACCGACUCCUACAUUGAAAAUAUUGGUACAACUGCCAGUUUUGCCGCUUCCAGUGGGAAUACCGUCUCUGAUGUUUCCACCACCAGUGUUUUCACUAUUGCGAGUGCAAACUCCGUUUCCUUCACAACCACAACCACUCCAGAUAUUGCAUCGAACGCAUCUCCUACUUCCGAAAAUCCAAUUAUCUCCAUUAGUACGACGUCUUCAGCUGAUAAUAACAUGGAUCUAUCGUCAGGAACACCGGUUGUUGCCUCCUUGUCAACCUCUGGUAAUCCAGAGAGUUUUGAUCAAACUUCAACUGCCGAGUCAACGGACAUUAUAACCUCAGGCGCCAGCAGCAUUCCAUUACAAAAUUCACCUGGUUCUGAUAGUUUUAGUUCUUCAACUACUGUGAAUCCAUCGCUAUCAGCCGCAGUGGUACAAACAAGUGACUCGAGCAGUUCCAGCACGGCUAAUCCAUCAUCACCAGCUCUUCCACUGAGCUCAACAGAAAUCGAUGGCUUGAGUGCUUCAACUACACUGAGCACACCAUCACCAUAUAUUUCACUACAAGCAAGUAGUUCAAGCAGUUUCAGUAUGAUUAGCUCACCUGUAUCUUCAGUUCCACCACAAAGUUCAUCAGAAAUUGCCAGUUCCAGUAUCUCAAGUACAGUCAGCUCAUCGUUUGCGGCCGUUCCAUUGCAAACAAGUAAUUCAGGUAGCUCAAGUUUAGUGGCCUCAUCUACUCUUGCAUUUCAAAGUUCAACAGAAGUUGAUGGUGCCAGCACUUCGAGUACAGUGAGCUCGCCAUUAUCAGCUGUUUCACUAGAAUCUACUGCUCUCAGUAGCUCAAGUUUGGCGAGCCCAUCUGCGUCAACUUUUUCACUGCAAAGUUCGACUGGUUUUACAAGUUCUGGCGUUUCAACUACAGCGGGUGCACCGCUAUCAUCUCCCUUCCUACAAACAAGUAGUUCAAGCAGUUUCAGUAUAGUUAGUCCAUCUGUAUCUUCUAUUUCACCACAAAGUUCAUCAGAAAUUGUCGGUUCCAGUAUCUCAAGUACAAGCAGCUCAUUGUUCUCAAAUAUUCCACUCCAAACAAGUAGUACUAGCAUGGUGAAUCCAUCUACGUCUACAUUAUUUUCAAGUGAUUCCAGCACCUCGAAAGUGUUCGCCCCGGCCUCAACCUCUAAGGCUCUGUCGCGUUCCACGCCAAUAACUUCUGCCACGGAAGCUUUUCAAUCAAUGUCUACAUCCACUUCAAGUUUGCCUUCGCAGUCUCAAGCCGUAAGCACUUCUGCCGUACUACCUCAAACAACUACAACAUCAUCACCGUACACUAUUGUAAGCGCUUCAUCUACAAUAAUUUCUGUAUCAUCUGCAUCUGCAGAAACAUCCCAGAGAAGUAUUUCACAGAGUACGGCGGCGGUGUCCUCGUUUCCAUUAUCUUCAACGAUAGAAGAAGGUACAGCAUCUAGUCAAGGGCCCUUUACAACCUCCAUUUCAGUUCAAACAUCUGCCUCGAAUUCGUCUUCUCAAAUAACCAAGCAACUAGACUCUUUAACCUCACAGUCUCAAUCCGUAACUUCGUCCAUUGAUAUCCUUUCUCAAGUUUCCGACUUCCCUGUGUCCUCCGCAAGAUCAAUAUUGUCUGGUUCUCAGAGGUCUAGCUCAUUAGAAACCGCUACUAUAACUACUUCACAUUUAUCCGCUUCUACGGAUGAAAUACUUUCUAAAAAUAGCUCAGCUAUGAGCAAACAGACUUCUGGGACCACCAGCUCGAUUAAAUUGACAACUUCCAAGCACCAUAGUAGUCAGACAACUAGGACUCCUCUAUUACCAUCCGUAGCCGUUUCGAAGGCAAAUAAUAGUUCCACUUCCACUUUAUUGGAAAUUGUGACGUCUACUCCCAUUCCAUCAUCCAAAACAUCCUCUUUGCUUCUUACAUCACCAACAUCCUCAGUAAUUCAGGUGCCCGCAAAUACUAACGUUCAAACGAGUUUGACAACCGAAUCCACGACUGUUUUACAACCAACCACGACAGACAAUACCAGUGUCUCCAGUUCGAUCACUUCUAGUGAUAACAACUGGUGGAUUCCAACUGAGUUGAUUACACAGGCACCGGAAACUGCUUCCACAAUAUCUUCUGCCAUUGGUGGAACACAAACCAUGACUUUGCCUCAAGCAGUUGCUGCUGCUACCCAAAUCCCUGAAUCUGAGGGGUAUAGCUUAAUUACAGUCGGAUUCAAGAAACCUCUAAAUUACGAAUUUGUUGUGUCAGAACCAAAAUCAUCAGCCCAAAUUUUCGGCUACUUGCCUGCGGCUCUUAACACGCCUUUCAAGAACGUGUUCACGAACAUUACUGUCCUACAAAUAGUGCCACUGCAGGAUGAUUCGCUCAACUACUUGAUAAGUGUUGCCGAAGUUUAUUUUCCAACCGCGGAAGUAGAAGAGCUGUCGAAUCUGAUCAUGAACACCUCAAGCACUUUUUACACGGAUGGCACGGGUACAGCGAAAUCUAUGGCUGCAAUGGUUGAUCCAUCCAUCCCUCUAACGGGUCUUUUACGUAAUAGUAAUAGCAACUCAAGUGGAUCUUCAGAUGGAUCCUCCUCCAGUGAUUCAAACUCAGGAUCUUCAAAUUCGGGAUCCACUUCUAACUCCGGUGAUUCUUCAUCUUCCUCCGCAGACUCGUAUCAAGAUGCGGGUACUCUGGAAUAUUCAUCAAAAUCUAAUUCCAAUGUGUCCGGUUCCGGCAAAUCAAAGAAGAAGAUUAUUGGCUUAGUUGUUGGUCUUAUUGUUGGAGGAUGUUUAUAUAUUUUGUUCAUGAUAUUUGCUUUCAGGUAUAUUGCUAGAAGACGCAUCAAAAGUCAACAGAUCAUUAAGAAUCCAGAGACUUCCAGUGUCAGUUCAAGUGAAUUUGGUUGGGAGAAGCAUCACAAUAACGAAAAGAGAAUGAGUGUUCAAGAAUCCGUAACACAAUCUAUGCGAAUCCAAAACUGGAUGGAUGAUAGUUACUAUGGUCACGAGUUGACAAAUGAUGACUCGACUCCAGUCAGGCACAAUACAUCAACCUCUAUACCCAAAAUUUCAAGACCUAUUGCUAGUCAAAACUCCCUAGGUUGGAACGAAGUUUGA